Molecule: messenger RNA, 1663 nt
Organism: Phragmites australis (common reed)
Lineage: Eukaryota; Viridiplantae; Streptophyta; Magnoliopsida; Poales; Poaceae
Product: UDP-glycosyltransferase 88A1-like
Exons: 1
Coding region: 94-1539 (481 amino acids)
Molecular function (GO): UDP-glycosyltransferase activity
Source: RefSeq, a predicted model, not a curated record
UAUUCCUCGAGUGAAAGUUACACGAUCUGUAUUUUUUCUGAUCGUGCAUCCUAGUUAGCGAGCAAUCCCCAUCCCAACAGAGAAAAGGAAGCCAUGAAGCAGACCGUCGUUCUGUACCCCGGCGCCGGAGUCGGCCACGUCGUGCCCAUGGCGGAACUCGCCAAAGUCUUCCUCAACCACGGCUACGACGUCACCAUGGUGCUCAUCCCGCUGCCCUUCAAGUCGGCCGACUUCGGCGCCGGUGUCAUCGAGCGCAUCGCCGCCUCCAAUCCGUCCAUCACCUUCCAUGUCCUCCCUCCGAUUCCACUCGCCGACUUCACCAGCUCCGGCAAGCACCCAUUCCUCCUCAUGCUCCAGAUGCUGCACCAGUACAACGAGAACCUCGAAAGCUUCCUCUGCUCCAUCCCGCGGCAGCGCUUGCACUCUCUGGUCAUCGACAUGUUCGUCGUCGACCCCAUCGACGUCGCCACGAAGAUGGGCAUCCCGGUCUACACGUUCGUCCCCUCGGGCGCAUCAGCUCUGGUUGUCUUAACCCAGGUCCCUACGCUGUUGGCCAGUAGGCAAACGGGCUUGAAGGAGCUGGGGGACACGCCCCUCGAGUUCCUUGGGGUUCCGCCCAUGCCGGCGUCUCAUCUCGUCAAGGAACUGCUCGAGAACCCCGAGGACGAGAUGUGCAAGACCAUGGCCAACAUUAUUAAGCGCGGCAUGAACACCAGGGGAGUUCUGGUGAACACGUUUGAGUCGUUGGAGAGCCAGGCAGUGCAGGCGCUUAGGGAUCCCCUUUGCGUCUCCGGCCAGGUGCUGCCUCCAAUCUACUGCGUUGGGCCGUUGGUUGGCAAUGGCGCGAGGGAUGGUGAAAAGGCGGAGAGGCACGAGUGCCUCGCUUGGCUCGACGCUCAGCCUGAGCGCAGCGUCGUGUUCCUAUGCUUCGGGAGCAUGGGUGCACUCCCCGAGGAGCAGCUCAAAGAGAUCGCCGUCGGCCUUGACAAGUCCAGUCAACGAUUCCUGUGGGUCGUGCGCACGCCGGCCAGCAUCGAUGACCCAAAGAGGUUCUUGGAGCAACGCCCCGAUCCGGACCUCGAUGCACUUCUGCCGGAGGAAUUCUUGGAGCGGACCAAGGACCGGGGCCUCGUCGUCAAGUCUUGGGCACCGCAGGUGGAAGUACUCCACCACCCGGCGACGGGGGCAUUCGUGACCCAUUGUGGGUGGAACUCGACGCAGGAGGGCAUCAUGGCGGGGAUCCCAAUGUUGUGCUGGCCGUUGUAUGCGGAGCAGAAGAUGAACAAGGUGUUCAUGACCGAGGACAUGGGCGUCGGAGUGGAGAUGGAGGGGUACAGGAUGGGUUUCAUCAAGGCCGAGGAGGUUGAGGCGAAGGUGAGGCUGGUGAUGGAGUCUACGGAGGGGAGGGAGCUCAAGGCACGAGUGGCGGCCCGCAAGAAAGAAGCGGAGGCCGCGCUAGAGGUUGGUGGGUCGUCUCAGGCGGCGUUUCUUCAGUUCUUGUCCGACGUGGAGAAUAUUGGAGAGCAGCUCGGCAAGUGACGAAUUUACCGUUGCGUUUGGUGCCUUUGUUAGUUCUGUUCUCCACCAACAUACCAUAAUUUUCUACGUCAUAUCAUUUGUUUGUCUAUUCACAACUUUUUUUACGCUAUGUGAAGUUCAAUAA